This is a messenger RNA of Neltuma alba, 2827 nucleotides long. Its product is annotated as pentatricopeptide repeat-containing protein At1g22960, mitochondrial. The transcript has 2 exons. The record is from RefSeq and is a predicted model, not a curated record. Lineage: Eukaryota; Viridiplantae; Streptophyta; Magnoliopsida; Fabales; Fabaceae. Gene Ontology annotation, molecular function: protein binding. The coding region runs from base 178 to 2355 and encodes 725 amino acids.
CUGAGGAACCGUUCUGGCGGCGGAUUUCAAUCCCACUGGAACCUUCGCCGACGGUGGUAGUCGAUGGCGUUGCCUUUGAAGGCAACAUCUUCUAUCUACAUUGAUUUUCGCAGUCUUCUUUGAGGUCUUUCAGCCACCCGGAGUCCAAUCCAAAAGUCCGAAUGCGUGGUUUGCUCAAUGACCCUCUGUUUCAGAGCUUCAAAAGCUUUUGCUGCAACUGCUGCACCGAUCACAUAUCUCAAAGUACGUCUUCUUUUUCCUUUCUGCUCCACUUUCUAUUGCUGCAACUGUAGCUCCUCCAGUUUAGCUUCGACUCCUGAGGUCCAUUUCAGAGAACUUAUCUUCGACACCGUUGAAGAAAAGCCUGGAGCUUUCUGUAACUGUAAUUGGGAGUCUGAUCAGUUCCGAGCUGUAGUGGUUGAACCCGAGUUGUUCGUUCGGGUCCUUAACUCCAUUCGAGACAGGCCCAAAAUUGCUUUGCGCUUCUUUAGAUGGGUGGAGAGCCAACCUGAAUAUAAGGGGUCUGUAUUCGCACUUGUCGUUAUUCUUGACAUUCUUGCGCAGAAUAAUCAGAUGCGAUCGGCGUAUCUGAUUAUGGAGAGGGUGGUUAGCGGGAAUAUGCACGGAAUUAUGAAUGUUUUGAUUAGCGGUUGUGUGCCUGUGGAGGUAUCUGUUAAGCUUCUCGAUCUGUUGCUGUGGAUAUAUACAAAAAAAUCAAUGUUAGAGAAGUGCCUAUGUGUUUUUCAUAAAAUGAUUCAUAACAAGCUGUUGCCAGAUGUGAAGAACUGUAAUAGGAUUCUUAGGACACUUAGGAAUAAAAGUCUGGUCAAUAAAGCAAGAGAAGUCUAUAAUUUAAUGACUGAAUUUGGCAUUAAGCCAACAACUGUGACGUAUAAUACCAUGCUGAGUUCAUUUUGCAAGGAAGGAGAAGUCCAGCAAGCUAUGGCCCUUUUAGCGGAGAUGCAAGAAAGAGGGUGUCUUCCCAACGAUGUAACUUAUAAUAUUUUGAUAAAUGGUUUGUCCAACGAAGGGGAACUAGAGCAAGCCAAGGAAUUGAUUGAGGAGAUGCUAAAAUCUGGACUGGAGGUUUCAGCUUACACCUAUAACCCUUUGAUCAGCGGGUACUGCAACAAGGGACUGCUUAAAGAAGCAUCUAUUAUUGGUGAGGAGAUGUUAAGCAGAGGAGUUUCGCCUACUAUAGUGACCUACAAUACGUUCAUGUAUGCUUUUUGCAAGUUGGGAAGAAUGACUGAUGCCAGGAAGUAUUUGUCUGUCAUGCUAAAUAAGAAUCUGCUGCCGGACAUAGUUUCAUACAACAUUCUAAUUUAUGGUUACUGUAGGCUGGGGAACUUAGAAGAAGCCUUUGUCUUAUUUGAUGAGCUUCAGUGUAGGAAAUUUGUACCCACUGCUGUGACUUAUAAUACACUGAUAGAUGGUCUUUGCAGAUUGGGGAAUUUGGAGGUGGCCCAGAAGCUCAAAGAAGAAAUGAUCAUUCAUGGGCCAAGUCCUGAUGUUUACACUUUCACAAUCCUUGUGAGAGGAUCAUGCAUGAUAGGUAACUUGCAAAUGGCUAAGGAAUUUUUUAACGAGAUGCUUCAUAGAGGGUUGUUGCCAGAUCGCUUUGCGUACACUACUCGUAUAGUAGGUGAACUGAAACUUGGUGACUUAUCCAAGGCUUUUGGUAUGCAAGAAGAAAUGCUAGCUAAAGGUUUUCCUCCUGAUUUGAUCACAUAUAAUGUCCUCAUAGAUGGGCUGUGCAAAUUGGGCAAUUUGAAAGAAGCAAAUAAACUUGUGAAGAAAAUGCUCCAUGAUGGACUUGUCCCAGAUCAUGUAACAUAUACUAGCAUCAUCCAUGCCCACCUGGCAGUUGGCCAUCUAAGGAGGGCUAGAUUGUUGUUCUAUGAGAUGUUGAGCAGAGGAAUAUUACCUUCAGUAGUUACUUACACAGUUUUGAUUCAUUCACAUGCAAUUAGGGGAAGGCUGGAACUUGCAAUUAUGUACUUCAUCGAAAUGCAGGAGAAUGGUGUUUAUCCAAAUGUGAUCACUUACAAUGCGUUGAUAAACGGUCUUUGCAAAGUGAGAAGGAUGGAUCAAGCUUACAAGUUUUUCACAGAGAUGCAAGUAUACGGUCUUUCUGCAAAUAAGUAUACCUACACUAUUUUAAUCAAUGAGAACUGCAACAUGGGUUAUUGGAAGGAGGCCUUAAGAUUGUAUAAGGAAAUGCUAGAUAAGGAAAUAGAGCCUGAUUCUUGUACACACAGUGCCCUUAUGAAACAUCUAAACAAAGACUAUAAGUAUCACGCAAUUCAACUUCUUGAGAAUUUGAUAGGAGGUGCAAAUCAAAUCUUGAUGUGAAGGUUUAAUGGAUCUGUAUGGGAUUCUCUCAUGAUUUAUAGUGAACGGCAUGCCAGAACAUUGGCAGAUUUUGCCUCACUAAGGUAUAAAUUGCAGCAGACAUAAACAUGUAAAAUUUUCUGCUCAUCUUGCCAAGAUGAAGCUGCUGAUGGGUAUAUUUAUCAGUUAGAAGUGCUAACUUCAACAAUUUACUGUGCAACUAGGUAACACUAGAGAAAGCAUGUGGAUUUGAUCAGUUAAAACAGUUAUAUCACAGUUAAAUUACGCAGCAAAGGCAAGAAGAGGCUUAGAGAAAGCCCAUUUUCCUUUGUCAAUAUAUUUCAAAUAAAUUUUUGACACAAUCAUACGUAUUUUUUCAUUCUUUUGUUGUAGUAUUUGUAGGGGAAAGGGAAGUAGAUGGGAUGGAGUUCAUUCAAUGCAUGACAUUAAUGGUGAUUAUUUUUUAUUCAAGUGGUUUAUAUAUUGUUUUCUA